This is a messenger RNA of Oncorhynchus mykiss (rainbow trout), 4323 nucleotides long. RefSeq names its product immunoglobulin superfamily member 3. The record is from RefSeq and is a predicted model, not a curated record. Gene Ontology annotation, cellular component: membrane. NCBI's taxonomy places the organism in Eukaryota, Metazoa, Chordata, Actinopteri, Salmoniformes, Salmonidae.
UUGAUCAGAAACACGUGUGACGUUUGAGGCUAUUUUCGCCGGUGUGGAUGUAUCAAUAUACUGUAUUUGUGCCCGAACAGCACAUUGUGUAGGCGAUGCACAACACUCAACUCUCUGAUCAACGGGAAUAGACAUUUCUGUGACUAUUAUAAACACGUAGCUAAUACAAUAAGUAGUGUGGUUAACUUGCGAUGGACUCGACCUAUUGACGAAUUCGUGCGGAGGUCCUUCCUAUGUAAUAUUGCACUGCGUGCUCUGCGGCGACAGCGCCCGCCCAUCGACUUUUUCUCCUAGCAGAGCAGUGAAGGGAGAUUGAUUUUACUGGAGCAGCCGUGGAGUGUGCACGACCUGCAUACGUUUGGGUAGAGCUAUUGCCGCCGGAGGAAGUAUUGAUUUACUUUCUCACCAAAGGACUUUGCAUACAGAUUUUUCGUAUUGAUCCGAACAUCAUGAUGUUGGCUAAUUUCUAAAUUGCGCACCACGAACGCAAGACAUACACACACAACGCUGGACUCAGGACUCCCUGCUGAGGUGGUUUGUCAUCCUACAGCGAAGCGCCUCCGCAAGGGAGAAUGGGCUGGGUCGCCUAGGCGUCUUUUAUGGGCGCAUUUCAUUGACAAUAUGAGAAAUCGCUGAAGGCGAUAGUAGAGACAAGCGACACCCGAGUAUACCGAGCCCCGCAUCCCAGAGCAGGAUACGGGAGAUAGGUGAGGGCAUCCCAUAGGCAGUAGGUGGAGGGGAUUUUACUCUCAAGCCAGCCCAGAAGCUUCGAUCCUCGGGGUGUACCAGAGCUGCCCGACGCCGGAUACCGAGUCGGCCGCAGACCCCUCAUUUCCCCUUCAAUAGACCGAAGUUUUGCGCCUCCAAACGGAUUAUAGGAACGGUUUCUGCGGAGAGGGAGAAACGGGAGACAAUGGGCAUCCACACGCUCCUUAUUGCAUGUGCGCUGCUUGGCGUGAGCGUGGCCCAAAGGGUAGUGACCGUUCAGAGCGGACCACUUGUACGGACGGAGGGCAGUCACGUGACCAUCUGGUGCAACGUGACUGGUUACAAGGAGGGCGUGGAGCAGGACUUUGAGUGGUCCAUGUACCUGACCUCGGUGCCCGACCGCGAGAUCCGCAUUGUGAGCACGGCCCAGUCCAACUAUGCGUAUGCGGUGUACGCCCAGAGGGUCAACAGUAAGGAGAUCUGGGUCGAGAGGCUGACCAGGGACUCAGCCCUGCUCCACAUCACCAAGGUCCAGGCCAGAGACCAGGGGCUGUUUGAGUGUUACACCCCCAACACAGAUGGACAGUACCUCGGCUCCUACAGCGCCCGCACCAACCUCACCGUCAUCCCCGACUCCCUCGCUGUCACUGCGCCGCCACAGACCCUCUCCCAGGUGGAGGGUGACACGCUCCAGCUCACCUGUGAGGUUUCCCGGGCGACAGAGCAGCACACACACCUGUCUGUGGGUUGGUACCUGCGUUCCCCUGAGGACGCUACCAUGUCGCCCCAGGAGAUCCUCACUCUGUCCCGAGACUUUGUCCUCCGGGCCGGUGCGCCUUACAAACAGAGGAUGACUGCAGGAGACCUGAGACUGGAUAAGACCAGCCCUACGUCCUACAGGCUGACCAUCCACCGGCUGCAGCCUGCUGACCAGGGCCUGCUCUACUGCCAGGCUGCAGAGUGGAUCCAGGACCCCGACCGCAGCUGGUUCACCAUGACCCGCAAGCAGGCUGAUAAGACCCAGCUACGGAUACAGCCCAUUGAUCGGGACUUCUCUAUCCAGGUGAGCACGGAGCGUCGGUCCUUCACAGCGGGCGAGCCGCUGGAGCUGCGCUGCACCAUCGAUGCCCAGAGCGUGCCCGAGCGCUUCUUCUCGGUGUCGUGGGUGUUCAGCAGCUCGCCGGUGGCCGUGAUAGGGCCCAGCGCUGUGCCCGUCCUGGGACUCGACUACGUGGCGCGCGAGGCCGCUGGUCACAUGACUGUGCGCAAGGAGAGCCCCACUGUGCACUUGCUUAAGCUGCAGCACCUCCGACCAGAGGAUGCUGGGAAAUACAUCUGUAGGGUCACGGAGAGGGAGAAGACACCCACCGGGGACUUUAUAGACCGGAGCAAGAGGUCACGCAACGUCCAGAUCACCGUCCAGCCCAUCAAGAGUAAUGUCACAGUGUCUUUGUCCAGUAACUCGUCGGAGGUCCAGGAGGGGGACGUGGUCCAGCUGACCUGCUCCAUCCACUCCACCGCGGGUCCUCUCUCUGUGGUCUGGCAGUGGAGUGAGAAGCAGGGCUCCACCCCUCCCCAGAACCUGGCCUCUGUAGACCGCGACGGGACUGUCCGACCAGGCCCUGGGUACCGUGAGCGUUCCAGCUACGGGGAGAUCCGUGUGGAGAGGGUACAGGAGGACAUUUAUACCCUGUCCCUCUACAACGCCCUGCCUGGGGACGAAGGGCUGUUCUGGUGCACGGCCACAGAGUGGGUGGAGGCCGGGACAGAGUCCGAGCAGAGUUGGGAGAAGAUAGGGGAGAAGUCAGCUACUAAGGCCAUCACUGUUAAGACCGUGGAAUCCUCCUUUGUGGUCUCGGCGUCGUCGCGGACGCCCAGCGUGACAUUUGGCGACUCGUUUGACCUCCAGUGCCUGGUGAAGCCCCGCCAUAACCCUCGUGUGCCUGCCUCUGUCACCUGGCGCUUCAUGCCCGCCAGUUCGGGCUCUUCUGGGGAGGUUGGCACAGCAGGCAUGUUCCGAGACCUGGUGACAUUUACCCGCGAGGGCACGCUGCAGUGGGGCGAGCAGCUGCUGGGCCUGGGCACCCGCACCACCGUGGACCGUUCCCAUUCCAACACCAACUUCAGAUUGUCUGUGACGCGCGCUGGGCGCAAGGAGGCGGGGACGUAUCAGUGCUCUGCCCUCCUGUGGAGGAGGAACUACGACAACACCUGGAGCAAAGUGGCCAACAGGACGUCCAACCUGCUGGGGAUCAGCGUGUUACAGCCAGUGUCUAAGCUGCGUGUGCAGAAGACCAACCAGUCCCUGGUCUACCUGGAGGACAGCCGUGUGCGCGUCAACUGCUCCGUGGCCUCUCAGACCAGCACCGACUCACAGCAUGCCAUGCUUUGGUACGUGCGCCGCGCAACGGGUGCCGAGGCCGACGAGCUCCUGCUGAGGAUUGAGCGCUCAGGUGCAUUUGAGUAUGGCGCGUACGCAGACGAGGAGAGGUUGAGGCGGCGGGUGCAGGCAGAGAGGAUGUCGCCACAGCUGUAUGCGCUGACACUGAACAGGGCAGAGAGCAGCGACUCUGGGACUUACUACUGCCUGGUGGAGGAGUGGCUCACAGAUCCAGACGGAGCCUGGUACAGACUGGCACGGGACUCCUCAGGCUUCACACAGGUCCUCGUCAGACAGCCAGAGGUGCGGUUACAGGUGGAGGAGUCCGAGUCUAAUAUCACCGUGUCCCAGUCCAGUUCCAUCCGGUUGGGCUGUAGCAUCCCCUCCCAGUCCUCCAGAGACUCCCGCUUCUCCGUGUCCUGGUAUGUGGAGCGCUCCUCCAUGCUCUCUGAGGAGGAAGACCAGGGGGAUGUUGACGAGGGAAACCGGGCCUGUGUGUUCUCCAUCGGACACGACGCCGUGUUCGGGAACGGGAACUGUAGCCCAAUCGAGGAGGCGGGGCCUAACUCACGCCUGCAGUUUGAGAGGACGACCUCUGACCUCUACAGUCUGACCAUCCAGGGGGCGCGACCCGCUGACGCUGGGCGCUACUACUGUCAUGUGGAGGAGUGGCUGCUCAACCCCCGCAACGCCUGGUAUCGCCUGGCAACCAACAACUCUGAUGUCACCAUCGUCAACGUGAUCCAGCAGGUCUCCACCCUGCAGUCGGUGGUAUGUUCCAACGACUCUCUCUUCUACUUUGUCUUCUUCUACCCGUUCCCCAUCUUCGGCAUCCUCAUCAUCGCCGUGCUCCUGGUGCGCUACAAGAGCCACAGACACAGCAAAUCCCAGGAGAGCAAGAACGGCGCCCCCUUACUGUGGAUCAAAGAACCCCACCUCAGCUACUCCCCCACCUGCCUGGACCCACCCGUCCUCAGCCUGCACCCCGGCUCAGUGGACUAAGGGACAGAUCCAUAGCCCUCAUCCCAUAGUCCUCAUCGCGGACCCAACUAAUACCACGCCAGGGAGGGGCUACUCCGGACCUCCACCUGUCUAAUCACUUCUGUGUCCAAGCUGUCAAUCAAUCCGUCCAUCCAUGUAUAAUCCCACCCCCCUGUCUGCCUGUCUGUGAGUUACCCUGUAGCAGCUCUGUUGUGUGGGUGGGUGUGUGAGCAUGUGGAAAAGUGUGUGAGCAU